CCUGCUGUGCGCCUCUACGUCCCCAGCCCACGGCCACAGAGCCCACCUGAGCCAGGCGUCCCCACCGCAUGGCUGCCAACCCUGCAGCCAGACAGCCCGGACGAGGGCGUGCUGCCCGACGUCUUCUCCAUGCUGCCCCACUUUGCCGACCUCAGCACCUUCAUGAUCCAGCAGGUCAUCAAAUUUGCCAAGGAGAUCCCGGCUUUCAGGAGCUUGCCCAUCGAUGACCAGAUCUCGCUGCUGAAAGGGGCCACCCUGGAGAUCUGCCAGAUCCAGUUCAACACCGUCUUCAACGCACAGACCCAUGCCUGGGAGUGUGGGCAGCACUGCUACACCAUCCAGGAUGGAGCCCUGGCUGGCUUUCAGCAGAUCUACCUGGAGCCGCUGCUCAAGUUCCACAUCAGCCUGAAGAAGCUGCAGCUGCACGAGGCCGAGUAUGUCCUGCUCCAGGCCAUGCUGCUCUUCUCACCAGACCACGCCGGCAUCGCCCAGCGGGACUUCAUUGACCAGUUCCAGGAGAAGGUGGCCCUGACGCUCAAGAGCUACAUCGACUACCGGCACCCCAGGCCUGAGGGCAGGUUUCUUUAGCUGCUGCUGCCGGAGCUGCAGACGCUGAAGGGCGAGAACACGCGGCAGAUCCUCCACAUCCAGGACCUGUCCUCCAUGACGCCGCUGCUCUCCGAAAUCAUCAGCUAG
Cariama cristata (Red-legged seriema) is the source of this 696-nucleotide messenger RNA. RefSeq names its product nuclear receptor subfamily 1 group I member 2-like. The transcript is spliced from 5 exons. The record is from RefSeq and is a predicted model, not a curated record. Gene Ontology annotation, molecular function: nuclear receptor activity; RNA polymerase II cis-regulatory region sequence-specific DNA binding. The annotation marks the transcript as partial. Lineage: Eukaryota; Metazoa; Chordata; Aves; Cariamiformes; Cariamidae. Gene Ontology annotation, biological process: positive regulation of transcription by RNA polymerase II; negative regulation of transcription by RNA polymerase II; cell differentiation.